This is a messenger RNA of Pseudovirgaria hyperparasitica, 1160 nucleotides long. RefSeq names its product putative phosphoglycerate mutase. NCBI's taxonomy places the organism in Eukaryota, Fungi, Ascomycota, Dothideomycetes, Acrospermales, Acrospermaceae. The transcript has 5 exons. Gene Ontology annotation, biological process: ribose phosphate biosynthetic process. Gene Ontology annotation, molecular function: sedoheptulose-bisphosphatase activity. Bases 35 to 775 code for a protein of 246 amino acids. The record is from RefSeq and is a predicted model, not a curated record.
UCGACAUUGAAAGAAGUCUAAACUUACCGUCAUCAUGUCCGCUAACAAUGCUCUGACACCCCGUGUAUUCCUUUUUCGCCAUGGAGAAACCGAAUGGGCCAAAUUGGGCCGUUUCACCAGCACUACUGAUAUCGCCUUGAACCCAACUGGCUCUGCUCAAGUUUCCGGAAUGGCUAUGAUGCUCGUGGGACCGGGAAAACUCCUCGACCCGUGUCGCCUUGAGCGCAUCUUUGUCAGUCCAAGGAGAAGAACCAAACAGACCUUUGAGUUAUUGCUGGGACCUAAAUCAGAUUUCGCCGAAGGAAAAUAUACCUACACCGAGGACAUCACGGAGUGGGAUUAUGGCGAUUAUGAAGGGCUUAAGGACCACGAAAUCAGAAUCCUCAGGCAAGAGAGGGGUCACGACAAAGAAAAGAAGUGGGAUAUCUGGACAAAUGGAUGUGAGGGUGGAGAAUCGAGACACCAAGUUGAGGAACGGCUGGACAGGAUUAUCGUACAAAUCAAAGAGAUUCAGCAGCCUCAUAUGCAUGGGGAGAAACCUGCUGAUGUCCUUGUUGUUGCACAUGGCCUCAUCCUUCGCUGUUUUACGAAGCGGUGGAUCGGCUUAUCGAUUAAUAAUCCGCUGCCCAUCAUGCUCGAACCUGGGGCGAUCUCUGUUUUGAGUUACAAAAAUAAUAACGUUAAUGAGCCGGCCUUGCACGUCGGCCUAGCGUUUCCGUUUGAAGGAGAUGCAAUACCAGCGGGGCAUAUGGAAAAGAUUCCAGCUCUAGAUUAAACACCGUGCUGCGUGUCUGCAUAGAUCUAAGGAUGGGGCCGUUAUGACAAUAGUCUCACGAGACCACUUCUCUGUCUAUCAGGGUGCUCAAGAAAACAUGCGAAUUGGUAUGUACAUGUUGAACCAAAGUCGACCUCCUUGGAUAUACCGCAUUACCUAUGGAAUGGAAUACAAUAUAUAGAUUAAGUGAGGAUAGUAGCUGUUGUAAUUACAAUGAGCCCUGUGUCACUCAUUAUAGCAAUCUCAUCACCAAUCUUUAAAUGCCAUAGUGCGGCUUUAGUGUCUAGGGGCCGUGCCUGGGGGUGCGUGUUUCAAUGGAGGCUAUACCAAGUUCAAGGAUAUAAAUAUUGGGCUCAUGCUUGCCUGCCAGGCAUGGCUUUAUAUU